AUGGCUCAAGUAAUGCCUCCAAAGCCGAUGGCUAAUCUCCCAGCCUUGGUCGAGAAGGAAAUCCUUCCAUUGAUACCUCCCGGAGAUUCUUCUCCUUGGAAGCGUCUCGAUAAUAGCUUUACUUUUUAUCCUGACAGCCCUCCCCUGAGCUCUUCAUCGUCAGAUACAGAUGAUCUUGAUCAGUCACUGUGUCAGUCUGUCGAGGUCAGCCAGAACGAUGAGCCGGUCAUUGCAGUCAUUGGUGUUGGCUAUGUCGGCACACAUCUGGUCAGCUCAUUCUCCUCAAAAUAUCAAGUCAUUGGGUUUGAUGUCUCUGCCAAGAGAAUCAAGGACCUUGGUCUUGAGUAUCAAGAGCAUGAGAACGUUUUGCCAACACUUCUCAGGCCUGACAAAACCAUCGACUCAUCCUAUCUUCGUGAUGCGUUGAAGACUGUGGGUGAAGUAGCUCGGUCUGGGUCAACGGUCGUGAUUGAAAGCUCUGUGGCGAUCGGUAUGACCCGUCAACUACUCGGUCCAUUGGCUGCCAACCGCCAGUUCUUCGCCGGCAUGUCUCCUGAGCGAGUUGAUCCUGGCCGCGUCGAACCUCCUGUCCAGUCCAUUCCAAAGAUCAUCUCAGGCUUGGACGAUAUCACCCCAGGCUCCCUCGACGCUAUAAACAGAGUCUAUUCUACUAUCUUCGAGACAGUUAUUCCUGUUUCGAAGCCAGAAGUAGCCGAGAUGAUGAAACUUUAUGAAAACUGCCAGAGAAUGGUCUGCAUCGCCUAUGCCAAUGAAAUGGCAGAUGCAUGUAUCCCACACGGCAUCAACCCAUAUGAAGUCUGCGAGGCAGCCUAUACAAAACCAUUCGGAUAUAUGCCGUAUUCUCCUGGUGUUGGCGUGGGCGGACACUGUAUCCCAGUUAACCCCUUCUACCUCCUCUCAAAUAGUCACUUCCCUUUGCUCGAGUACGCUACACUUGCGAUGCAUUCUCGACCAUCAAGACUAGCCGAGAGGAUGCUCAUGAGACUGAGACAAAGAAUCACAGUAAGAACACCUCGGGUCCUUGUAGUGGGUAUGGGCUUCAAAGCUGGCCAGUCACAGAUUGACAACUCCCCAGGAGCAGAUCUCGUCAAGAGUCUCGCUGUUUCGCGAGAAGUGGAUGUAUGUUGGGCAGAUUCUCUGGUCAAGCAAUCUGCAUUACCUCAAGUACGUCGUCUCUUAGAUGAAGACUGGCGGAAGGAUGUCCUGAGAAAGUUUGAUCUCAUUGUUGUGGCUUCCAGGCAGGCGGGUACGAGUUUUGAUAUCCUGGAUGAGCUGGAUGGAGUUGAGAUUGAGAGGUGGUGUCAAUGA
Messenger RNA from Fusarium oxysporum Fo47, 1329 nucleotides. RefSeq names its product nucleotide sugar dehydrogenase. The record is from RefSeq and is a predicted model, not a curated record. Gene Ontology annotation, biological process: polysaccharide biosynthetic process. The coding region runs from base 1 to 1329 and encodes 442 amino acids. Lineage: Eukaryota; Fungi; Ascomycota; Sordariomycetes; Hypocreales; Nectriaceae. Gene Ontology annotation, molecular function: NAD binding; oxidoreductase activity, acting on the CH-OH group of donors, NAD or NADP as acceptor; oxidoreductase activity, acting on the CH-CH group of donors, NAD or NADP as acceptor. The transcript is spliced from 3 exons.